This is a messenger RNA of Arachis duranensis, 420 nucleotides long. RefSeq lists its product as uncharacterized. The transcript has a single exon. The record is from RefSeq and is a predicted model, not a curated record. NCBI's taxonomy places the organism in Eukaryota, Viridiplantae, Streptophyta, Magnoliopsida, Fabales, Fabaceae. Bases 1 to 420 code for a protein of 139 amino acids.
AUGAGGUACGACGGAACUAAGGAUCCCCAGGAGCACCUCACAGCUUUUGAAGCAAGAAUGAAUUCGGAAGGAGUAGGCGACGUGGUCAGAUGCCAAGCAUUCCCUAUGACGCUGGCCGGCCCAGCGAUCCGAUGGUUCAACGCACUCCCACAAGGGUCCAUCACGGUCUUCGCAGACAUAUCCCAAAGCUUUCUAGCUCGGUUCACAACACGCAUAACCAAGGCAAAGCACCCGAUUAACUUACUAGGGAUUAUCCAAAAAGCUAGAGAGCCAACCAGAAAGUUCCUGGACAGAUUCAACGAUGAUUGCUUGGAGAUCGACGACCUUACGAACUCGGUUGCUAGUUUCUGCCUAACGAACGGCUUGCUAAACGAGGACUUUAGGAAGCACCUCACCACCAAGCCCGUUUGGUCCAUUUAG